Messenger RNA from Otolemur garnettii (small-eared galago), 5426 nucleotides. RefSeq names its product kinesin family member 1A (gene KIF1A). Lineage: Eukaryota; Metazoa; Chordata; Mammalia; Primates; Galagidae. The coding region runs from base 1 to 5160 and encodes 1719 amino acids. Gene Ontology annotation, biological process: microtubule-based movement. Gene Ontology annotation, molecular function: microtubule motor activity; ATP binding; microtubule binding. The transcript is spliced from 47 exons. The record is from RefSeq and is a predicted model, not a curated record.
AUGGCCGGGGCUUCCGUAAAGGUGGCGGUGCGUGUCCGCCCCUUUAAUUCCCGGGAAAUGAGUCGAGACUCCAAGUGCAUCAUUCAGAUGUCUGGAAGCACCACCACCAUCAUUAACCCCAAACAGCCCAAGGAGACACCCAAAAGCUUCAGCUUUGACUACUCCUACUGGUCACACACCUCGCCCGAGGACAUCAACUAUGCCUCGCAGAAGCAGGUGUACCGGGACAUCGGCGAGGAGAUGCUGCAGCAUGCUUUUGAGGGCUACAACGUGUGCAUUUUUGCCUAUGGGCAGACAGGGGCCGGCAAGUCCUACACCAUGAUGGGCAAGCAGGAGAAGGACCAGCAGGGCAUUAUCCCGCAGCUCUGUGAGGACCUCUUCUCUCGCAUCAAUGACGCGACCAAUGACAACUUGUCCUACUCUGUGGAGGUCAGCUAUAUGGAGAUUUACUGUGAGCGCGUCCGGGACCUUCUGAACCCCAAGAACAAGGGCAACCUGCGAGUGAGGGAGCACCCACUGCUGGGGCCCUAUGUAGAGGACCUCUCCAAACUGGCUGUCACCUCCUACAAUGACAUCCAGGACCUCAUGGACUCAGGGAACAAGGCCAGGACGGUGGCAGCCACCAACAUGAACGAGACCAGCAGCCGCUCCCAUGCCGUCUUUAACAUUAUCUUCACCCAGAAGCGCCAUGACGCAGAGACCAACAUCACCACAGAGAAAGUGAGCAAAAUCAGCCUGGUGGAUCUGGCUGGGAGCGAGCGGGCUGACUCCACAGGGGCCAAGGGCACACGUCUCAAGGAAGGAGCCAACAUCAACAAGUCCUUGACCACGCUGGGGAAGGUCAUCUCUGCUCUGGCUGAAAUGGACUCAGGACCCAACAAGAACAAGAAAAAGAAGAAGACAGAUUUCAUUCCAUAUCGAGAUUCCGUGCUGACCUGGCUUCUCCGGGAAAAUCUGGGCGGUAACUCCAGGACAGCUAUGGUGGCAGCCCUGAGCCCCGCAGACAUCAACUAUGAUGAGACCCUUAGCACGUUGAGGUAUGCUGACCGGGCCAAGCAGAUCCGCUGUAACGCUGUCAUCAAUGAGGACCCCAACAACAAACUGAUCCGUGAGCUGAAGGAUGAGGUGACCCGGCUGCGGGACUUGCUGUACGCCCAGGGUCUUGGCGACAUCACCGAAGCCAACACUGUGCCCGGAGGACCCAAAUUGACCAAUGCCCUGGUGGGCAUGAGCCCCUCGUCCUCGCUCUCAGCUCUGUCCAGCCGUGCUGCCUCUGUGUCUAGCCUCCAUGAGCGCAUCUUGUUUGCCCCGGGCAGUGAGGAGGCUAUCGAAAGGCUGAAGGAGACAGAGAAAAUCAUAGCCGAGCUCAAUGAGACCUGGGAGGAGAAACUACGGCGGACAGAAGCCAUCCGGAUGGAGAGGGAAGCCCUGCUGGCUGAGAUGGGAGUGGCCAUGAGAGAGGAUGGUGGCACUUUGGGUGUGUUCUCUCCCAAAAAGACACCACAUCUUGUCAACCUGAAUGAGGACCCACUGAUGUCUGAGUGUCUCCUGUACUACAUCAAGGAUGGGGUCACCAGAGUGGGCAGGGAGGACGGAGAGAGGCGGCAGGACAUCGUUCUGAGCGGGCACUUCAUCAAGGAAGAGCACUGUGUAUUCCGGAGCGACUCCCGGGGCGGCAGCGAAGCCGUGGUGACCCUGGAGCCUUGUGAGGGGGCAGAUACCUAUGUCAACGGCAAGAAGGUCACCGAGCCCAGCAUCCUACGGUCAGGAAACCGCAUCAUCAUGGGGAAGAGCCAUGUGUUCCGCUUCAACCACCCUGAGCAGGCCCGGCAGGAGCGUGAGCGCACACCCUGCGCAGAGACACCUGCGGAGCCCGUGGACUGGGCCUUCGCCCAGCGCGAACUGCUGGAGAAGCAGGGCAUUGACAUGAAGCAGGAGAUGGAGCAGAGGCUCCAAGAGCUGGAGGACCAGUACCGCCGUGAGCGAGAGGAGGCCACCUACUUGCUGGAGCAGCAGAGGCUGGACUACGAGAGCAAGCUGGAGGCUUUGCAGAAGCAGAUGGACUCCAGGUACUACUCAGAGGUGAAUGAGGAGGAGGAGGAACCGGAGGACGAAGUCCAAUGGACGGAGAGAGAGUGUGAGCUGGCGCUGUGGGCCUUCCGGAAGUGGAAGUGGUACCAGUUUACAUCCCUGCGGGACUUGCUGUGGGGCAAUGCCAUCUUCCUCAAGGAGGCCAACGCCAUCAGUGUGGAGCUGAAGAAGAAGGUCCAGUUCCAGUUUGUCCUCCUUACAGACACGCUCUACUCCCCUCUGCCCCCUGACCUGCUGCCCCCAGAGGCCGCCAAAGACAGAGAGACACGGCCCUUCCCCCGCACCAUUGUGGCUGUGGAGGUCCAGGACCAGAAGAAUGGGGCCACUCACUACUGGACCUUGGAGAAGCUCAGGCAGCGCCUCGACUUGAUGCGGGAAAUGUACGACCGGGCGGCAGAGGUGCCCUCCAGUGUCAUUGAGGACUGUGACAAUGUGGUGACCGGCGGAGACCCCUUCUACGACCGUUUCCCCUGGUUCCGGCUGGUGGGCAGUCCAGCCGUCUCUGGCUGCAGCAGCCACCCUCUUCUCAACACAUGCAUGAGCGAACGCAUGGCUGCUCUCACCCCCUCCCCCACCUUCUCGAGCCCCGACUCCGACGCCACCGAGCCUGCCGAGGAGCAGAGUGUGGGGGAGGAGGAGGAGGAGGAGGAGGAGGAGGACCUGGAGGACGACGUCUUUCCGGAGCACGUGCUGUGCGACGGCCGGGACCCGUUUUACGACCGGCCCCCCCUGUUCAGUUUAGUAGGAAGGGCCUUCGUGUACCUGAGUAACCUGCUGUACCCUGUGCCCCUGGUGCACCGUGUGGCCAUCGUCAGUGAGAAGGGUGAAGUGAAGGGCUUUCUCCGUGUGGCGGUCCAGGCCAUCUCAGCUGAUGAAGAGGCCCCUGAUUACGGCUCCGGCGUCCGCCAGUCAGGAACUGCUAAAAUCUCCUUUGAUGACCAGCAUUUUGAAAAGUUCCAGUCUGAGUCCUGCCCUGUGGUGGGAAUGUCCCGCUCAGGGACCUCCCAGGAAGAGCUGCGUAUCGUGGAAGGCCAAGGCCAGGGUGCGGAUAUGGGGCCCUCGGCUGAUGAAGUCAACAACAACACCUGCUCAGCGCUGCCUCCGGAAGGCCUCCUCCUAGACAGCCCCGAGAAAGGCGCGCUGGAUGGGCCCCUGGAUGCCGCCCUGGACCACUUGCGCCUGGGGAGCACCUUCACCUUCCGUGUGACAGUGCUGCAGGCGUCCAGCAUCUCUGCUGAAUAUGCCGACAUCUUCUGCCAGUUUAACUUUAUCCACCGUCAUGACGAGGCCUUCUCCACGGAGCCCCUGAAGAACACGGGCAGGGGACCCCCACUCGGCUUCUACCAUGUCCAGAACAUCGCGGUGGAGGUGACCAAGUCCUUCAUUGAGUACAUCAGGAGCCAGCCGAUUGUGUUCGAGGUCUUUGGCCACUACCAGCAGCACCCGUUCCCACCCCUCUGCAAGGAUGUGCUCAGCCCCCUGAGGCCCUCGCGCCGCCAUUUCCCCCGGGUCAUGCCACUAUCCAAGCCAGUGCCUGCCACCAAGCUCAGCACACUGACACGGCCCUCUCCAGGACCCUGCCACUGCAAGUAUGACCUCCUGGUCUACUUCGAAAUCUGUGAGCUGGAGGCCAAUGGCGAUUACAUCCCUGCAGUGGUGGACCACCGUGGGGGCAUGCCGUGCAUGGGGACCUUCCUCCUCCACCAGGGCAUCCAGAGACGGAUAACCGUGACACUGCUGCAUGAGACUGGCAGCCAUAUUCGCUGGAAGGAAGUGCGCGAGCUGGUCGUGGGUCGCAUCCGAAACACUCCAGAGACAGAUGAGUCCCUGAUUGACCCUAACAUCUUGUCUCUCAACAUCCUCUCUUCUGGAUACAUCCACCCAGCUCAGGAUGACCGGACCUUUUACCAGUUCGAGGCUGCGUGGGACAGCUCCAUGCACAACUCUCUCCUGCUGAACCGGGUCACCCCUUACCGAGAGAAAAUCUACAUGACCCUCUCUGCUUAUAUUGAGAUGGAGAACUGCACCCAGCCGGCCGUCAUCACCAAGGACUUCUGCAUGGUCUUCUAUUCCCGUGAUGCCAAGCUGCCGGCCUCACGUUCCAUCCGCAACCUGUUUGGCAGCGGGAGCCUGCGGGCCUCAGAGAGCAACCGUGUGACAGGCGUGUAUGAGCUCAGCUUGUGCCACGUGGCCGAUGCAGGCAGCCCAGGGAUGCAGCGCCGGCGCCGGCGGGUGCUGGACACAUCUGUGGCCUACGUCCGGGGUGAAGAGAACCUGGCAGGCUGGAGGCCCCGAAGCGACAGCCUCAUUCUGGACCACCAGUGGGAACUGGAGAAGCUGAGCCUGCUGCAAGAGGUGGAGAAGACCAGGCACUACCUACUCCUGCGGGAAAAACUGGAGACCACUCAACGGCCAGUGCCUGAAGCCCUGUCCCCGGCCUCUAGCGAGGACUCUGAAUCCCAUGGCUCAUCCAGCGCCUCCUCCCCACUCUCAGCUGAGGGCCGGCCAUCGCCCCUGGAGGCACCCAAUGAGAGGCAGCGGGAGCUGGCUGUCAAGUGCCUGCGCCUCCUCACACACACGUUCAACAGAGAGUACACCCACAGUCACGUCUGUGUCAGCGCCAGCGAGAGCAAGCUCUCUGAGAUGUCUGUCACCCUGCUGCGGGACCCGUCUAUGUCCCCUCUAGGGGCAGCUACGCUCACCCCCUCCUCCACCUGCCCCUCUCUGGUCGAAGGGCGGUAUGGUGCUGUUGACCUGAGAAACCCACAGCCCUGCUCCCGACCGGCCAGCCCGGAGCCUGAGCCACUGCCAGAGGCCGACUCCAAGAAGACUCCCUCCCCAGUCCGGUUGACAGAGGUUGACAAGGAGCCGCAGCGCCUGCUGGUCCCUGACAUCCAGGAGAUCCGGACACCCAACACCUUCGCAGUGUGCACGGAGCACCGCGGCAUCCUGCUACAGGCCAACAGCGACAAGGACAUGCAUGACUGGCUGUAUGCCUUCAACCCCCUCCUGGCUGGGACCAUACGGUCCAAGCUGUCCCGAAGGAGGUCUGCCCAGAUGAGGGUCUGAGCUGGAUCCUCCAUCCCCUGGACAGCCAGCAGGCCCGGCCCCCUCCCUCGUUCCCUCCUCGUCCUGUCAUCUGCCUCUCAGCCCUUGCCCACCAGACAGCUCACGGCCAUGUCUCCCCACCGGGGACAUCUGUGCUGGGCCCGGGGACCUGCACCACAUGAUCAGUUGUAUUCCUCGCAGAGGCUGUGUGAGGCGUCAUUUCUUUCAAGACGUGUGCUGUGUGGGAAGAGCUGGGAAAUGCUGGGAAGGCCAAAGGGCACAGGUCA